This is a messenger RNA of Ipomoea nil (Japanese morning glory), 1059 nucleotides long. Its product is annotated as pectinesterase 2-like. The transcript is spliced from 2 exons. Gene Ontology annotation, molecular function: pectinesterase inhibitor activity; pectinesterase activity. The record is from RefSeq and is a predicted model, not a curated record. NCBI's taxonomy places the organism in Eukaryota, Viridiplantae, Streptophyta, Magnoliopsida, Solanales, Convolvulaceae. The coding region runs from base 1 to 1059 and encodes 352 amino acids. Gene Ontology annotation, biological process: cell wall modification.
AUGAAGCUGAAAAACCUAGGAUUUUUGUUGUUCCUCGUAUCUUGGACGCUACUAGCCCAGUGUCGCACGGACGCCGGCAGCAUACCACGGCGACUGAAGGCUACAAAGCCGUCGUUGGACCUUGUGGUUGGCCGGGGACCGACAAAUAUCCGCACCAUUACCGAAGCUAUCGCGAUAGCGGCUCAGGAGAGGACAAGCGACAAGAGGUAUGUAAUAAAAGUAAAAGCGGGAGUUUACAACGAGAAUGUCAUUAUCAACGACAGACUUCCGAAUCUCACGCUACUCGGAGAUGGAAAGGGGAGGACUAUUAUCACCGGCGAGCUUAGUGUUGGUGGCAGUAACUUAACCACCUUCAAUACUGCAACUGUUGGUGUUGACGCUGACGGGUUUAUAGCUCGCGGCAUUACAUUCCGGAACACCGCCAGUGCGGAGGCGAAGCAGGCGGUGGCGCUGCGGGUGACCGGCGACAGGGCCGCCUUCUACGGCUGUUCAUUCGAGGGAUACCAAGACACACUCUACGUCCACGCCGGCCGGCAAUUCUACAAGAAAUGCGACAUCUACGGCGCAGUUGAUUUCAUCUGCGGAAACGCCAUGGCCGUCUUCCAAGACUGCAACAUAUACGUAAGACAAACAAACAACAUCCAGGCAGUAAUCACAGCCUCAAAGCGCGAAAACCCAGAUGACCCAACAGGAAUCAUAAUCCAGAGAUCGCGUAUCGCCGCAGCUCCGGGCGCAAACCUGGAAGGGAUCAGAGUAUACCUGGGAAGACCGUGGAGAGAGUAUGCAAGAACAAUUAUCAUGGAAUCAGACAUCGAAUCUUUGAUAGAUCCAGAAGGGUGGCUAUGGUGGGAUGGAAAGGAUGAAUCUUUAAAGAAUAACAUAUACUAUGCAGAGUUUGAAAACACCGGCGCCGGCUCUUCCACCGCCGGUAGGGUGAAUUGGAAUAGUGUGCACCAAGUGAUUACACCACAAGAAGCUGAACAGUUCACUGUGGAUAAGUUUAUUGAUGGCAAUUCAUGGCUGCCAUCUACCAAUGUGCCAUUCAGUUCUGGCCUCUGA